ACUUGCUCCGCCUGAGGAUUCAUCGAAAUUUCUGAUCUUUCCCACACUAAUCGGCUGUUCUAAGUACCUAUCAGAAGCCUGCCAAACGCUUUUCAAAGCUCCCACCGCAGCUUGAACCAAACAACCCACGCAUGCUCCAAGCCAAGACCGACAAGAUGGUGUCCAUUCCCGCCAUGCUCGCCAGUCUACUGACCUUCACCUGCAGUCACCGUCACCAGGACAGUUCAGGACGCCAUCGCCCAGAUGGAAGCCUCCCACCCGGCUGGAACACCAGCUUUCACGCCCAGCUCGUUGGCAUGGGUAUCACCACAUCGCCCAAGGCCUCCGUCUUGACCGACGAGCCGGAGAGCUACGGAUGCCUGACCGAUAGAGUUUCCUUGACCUGGUCAAGGGAGAUUGCCCAAGGCAUUGAUUACCUCCGACGGGUGUCGGGGAUGGCAAAGAACGGGCCCUGA
This is a messenger RNA of Podospora bellae-mahoneyi, 455 nucleotides long. RefSeq lists its product as uncharacterized. The record is from RefSeq and is a predicted model, not a curated record. Lineage: Eukaryota; Fungi; Ascomycota; Sordariomycetes; Sordariales; Podosporaceae. Bases 132 to 455 code for a protein of 107 amino acids. The transcript has 2 exons.